This is a messenger RNA of Oryzias latipes (Japanese medaka), 1210 nucleotides long. RefSeq names its product crystallin, zeta (quinone reductase)-like 1 (gene cryzl1). Gene Ontology annotation, molecular function: oxidoreductase activity. The record is from RefSeq and is a predicted model, not a curated record. NCBI's taxonomy places the organism in Eukaryota, Metazoa, Chordata, Actinopteri, Beloniformes, Adrianichthyidae.
ACAGUCUCAGAAACCAAAGAAGAAGAAGUCAGCUGAUUAAAGAUUGGUUUUAUGGAAACAUCGCACGCUUGCGCUUGAAGGAAAGGUGCACAAACAUGAAAGGUUUGUUCUGCCGGGCCGAGGAAGGCGAGGCCGAGCCCAAAUUCAUCAUUCAGGAAACGACUCUUCCAGAGGUCUUGGGCAGCCAUCAGGUCAGAGUUCAGGUGAAGGCAUGUGGACUCAGCCCAGUGGAUCUAAAGCUACUCAGGGAUGUCGGGAUUCAGACGGAUUUGGUUCCAGUGGGUAGGGAGGUGGCCGGUGUUGUCCUUCAAGUGGGCCCCAAAGUGACAUUCUUUCAGCCCAAAGAUGAAGUUGUAGGCAUCCUCCCCCUGGACUCUUUGUGUUCUGGGCUCUGUGAAGUAAUAGAUGUGGAUGAAUGUGUUCUAGUUCGGAGGCCAGAGAAGCUGAGUGCGACCUGCGCAGCUGCCACACUGCGGGAUGGUGUCCGGGCUUAUACCGCUCUCCACACACAUGCUGGUAUUGCAGCAGGACACACGCUGCUGGUCUUAGAUGGAAGCAGCAACUUUGGCCUCAUGUGCAUCCAGCUGGCUUCUUAUUGUGGACUGAAGGUCCUGGCCACGUCCAACUCAGCAGAGGAGCAAGCAUUUCUGGAGCAGCUCCGGCCUGCUGUUGGGGUUCAGGAGCCGCUGGUCGCUAGAGUCAUUCCAGUCUACAACGGCUCCUCAGAUUUGCUGUCUGCAGUUUUGGAGGAGACGGGAGGGCUAGGGGUGGAUGCAGUCAUCGACUCUGGAGUUUGUCUGUUCAUCGAGGAGAAGUUACUCCCACACAAACAUGACAUCAUCAGCAUGCUGUCAGCGGGGGGAACUUGGGUCACAUCCCAUCAGGACUUGCAGCUUGAUCCUCCAGACUGCAGGUUACUGUUUUUGAAAUCAGCAUCUGUGUCUUUUCUGAAUCCUGAAGUGUGGACGACCUCAUCAGCUCAACAAGGACGAUACCUCCACAUCCUGAAGGACGUUAUUGAGAAGAUGUCCACUGGAGUUCUCAGACCUCGGCCACAGGAAGCCAUGCCUCUGUAUGAAGCUGUGGUUGUUAUGGAGACCAUCCAACGUCAGCUGAGGAAAACAGCUGUGAUUCAGCUCUGACAGAAAUCGGCCCACAGCUGUUUAUAGAAAAUGAAACCAUGAAAUAAAUCUGACAGUAUAAGACUGUG